AUGGCAGCUUUAACAGACUCCAUUAGGGACGCUGAAAAUAUUAUAGAAUACUUGGCGCAAAUUAAGGAAGGAAACAUGUAUCCAAAAUUAGUGCCGUUCGACAACAUUGUCGCGCAUUUAACGGAAGCCGCAGCGCAGUUAGAACAGGGAUAUUACUUCCCGUUUAGGACACAUACAGCAAGGCGAUCUCUCGCUAAUUUCAAAAAACUCGGUCGUUCAAACUGGACGCCCGCAAAAAUUCGCUCAAGAUUAGCGAGUUUGCAAGAAACGUGGAAUCAGUGCGUGCGCAAUCACGCGAUUCUUAUUCAACUCGUUCCCGAAGAAGACCGAGAUGAAUUAGACUACUUCAAAGAUGAUCAAUUUGCCGCUCAUGAAGAUAUUUAUCAGACAGCCAAGGACUUCAUGAACGAGUGCCUCGAGGAAGUAGCUCCGGUCGUAAGUCACGAUUCGUCAACCGACACUACAUUUUCUCGAAGCGAACCCGCGUCUUUUUCGUUAAAGCAUCUUCCACCAAUUAAACUACCUCCGUUUUCCGGAAAAUCCGACGAGUGGGAAACGUUUCUAGAUCGAUUUCAAGCGCUAAUUAUCGAUAAUCGAGACCUUUCAGAAUUUAGUAAAAUGCAUUUUUUAGUAUCGAGUCUCACCGGCAGUGCUCGCGACGCGAUAGCCGGCAUUAAAGUUAUUGCAGAUAACUUUCAAGUAGCAUGGAAAGCAUUAACAGUCAGAUUUGAGAAUAAACGCAGACUAAUUGAGACUCAUUUAUCUACUUUAUAUCAUCUUCCUAAAAUGACGCGCGAGUCAGCUGUCGAGCUCCACGCAUUGCGCGACAAAACCGAGCAAGUAAUUUCUACGUUAAACCGUCUCGAUCGGUCUUCGGACGAUAUAGUUAGUGAUUUGCUAGUUUACUUUAUAUCACAAAAGUUCGAUUCUGCGACGCGUAGAGCGUGGAAGCUCAAAACGAGCGAUAGCGAUGAUCCCCCAACUUAUAAAGAAUUAACACGUUUUCUAUCAUCGCGCGCUCUCGCUCUUGAAGAGCUUCAUUCUUAUGAAAGCGAUAAAUCGAAGUUACAUUCGAAAGUGACGAGCGCAACAGCCACUGCGUCAUUUGAAUUGUCAUGUUCGAUGUGCAAGCAACAGCAUAUUUUCUCUAAAUGUCCACAGUUUGUUUCAAAGAGUCCUCAUCAGCGACGCGAGUUAGUGAAAAAAUUCCGACGUUGCUUCAAUUGUCUGAGCAAAAAUCACUCGGUAAAUGAUUGUCAAAGCAAAUUUACGUGUCGUUUUUGUAGUAAAAAACAUCAUACGAUGAUUCAUAUGGAAUCGGACUCCUUGCGACAAACCAAUUCUAACGUAUCAAAUGCGCAUAACGAGAACGAAAAUGCGGCGAGCGUGGCAGCGCUUACAUCCAUUACAUUGACUACCGCUCCGACUCCGGUAGUCUUAUCAACUGCCAAGGUAAACUUGCGUGCGCCUUCAGGCCGUUCGUUGACCGUCAGAGCCCUGCUUGACGGUGGAUCGGAGCUUACUUUUAUUUCAGAGCGAGUUGCACAAAAUUUACGUCUAACGCGUAUACGAACGUUUACGUCCACAACGGGAAUCAGCUGCGUAAACACCGGAAUUUGUCGCUCCGCAGCAUUAAUUUACAUUACGCCUCGUGAUAAACCCGAACCAAUUUUUACUACCGUCGCCUACAUUAUGAAAUCAUUGACAAGAUAUGCUCCCAGAAGCGUUUCGAAUUUGCAUGAGUGGAAACACAUUUCGAAUCUCAAAUUAGCCGAUGAUGAUCCUACCGGAUCAACGCAGAUAGACCUCAUAAUCGGAGCUGACUUAUACAAUCAAGUACUCAUUAAUGUGCAGAAUGGACCAGUCGGGCAACCAGGCGCCAUACAAUCACAUUUUGGGUGGAUCUUGUCAGGAACCACAUCUGUUCCAAGUCAUAUCGAACAGAACACUUGCGUAGUUGGUUCAACCUUUAUUUCAUCGCUCGCGUCAAACAAAAAUCAAGGUUCACGAGUUUCUAGGUCAAAUCAAAGAUAUCAAGUGGUCGCUCAUCAUUGUUCGUUAGAAUAUCAAUUACGUAAAUUUGGGAGAGCGAAGAAGCGCCUCAAUUUAGACAACUCCCUCCCGAGGAUAAGAGCUGUGAAGAGCACUUCCAGCGAACUCACUCGAGAACAGCAGAUGGAAAAUAUAUUGUGCGUCUUCUUUUUCGCGAAAACCUUCCAAUUAAAAAUAGGCGAAUCCCGAGAAAUAGCGGCGCGUCGACUUUCUUCACUGAUUCACAAACUUAAAAGUCAACCCUCUAUUACUUCAGAGUAUUGCGAAUUCAUGCGCGACUACGAAGAUCUAGGGCAUAUGCAACCCGUUUCUCCCGUAGAAACUCAUCACUCACAAGUCGUGUACAUCCCGCAUCAUCCAGUUAUCCGAGAGGCAAGCUCCACUACUCGUUUAAGGGUUGUCUUCGACGCGUCUUGCAAGACGACCAACGGAACUUCUCUCAACGACCACAUGCUUAAAGGCCCUAAGUUGCAAACGGAUUUACAGGCCGUUAUAUUGCGUUGGCGACAAUAUAAAUUCGUCUAUUCCGCGGAUCUAGCCAAAAUGUACAGGCAAAUUCUCGUCGAUCCGAGAGACCGAGACUAUCAGCGCAUAUUGUGGAUCGACAGUAACUCAAACAUUCAAGAAUAUCAAUUACUUACAGUCACUUACGGUACCGCUUCAGCUCCAUUCCUUGCGCUCCGAGUAAUUAAUCAAUUGAAUGAAGACGAAGGUCCUUCUUUUCCGUUGGCUUCCGCCAUUUUGCGCGAUAACAUCUACGUUGACGACGUACUAUUCGGAGCAAAUGACAUUUGCAGCUAA
Nylanderia fulva is the source of this 2853-nucleotide messenger RNA. The record is from RefSeq and is a predicted model, not a curated record. NCBI's taxonomy places the organism in Eukaryota, Metazoa, Arthropoda, Insecta, Hymenoptera, Formicidae.